UAGCGCGUGAUAACACGGCUGUGAAUUGAGACCAAUAGCGUCCGAUUCAGAAGAAGCCCAAUCCACGAAUGGUCGUCCGAGUGGGUUGCAAAACUUCACUCUUAUGUCGAUUGUUCUUUCCUUUCUGAGUCAUGGCAGAAGAGGGGGCACAACGGGACGAAAGGGGUUGCUGUGGGAAAAAAAACAAACAAAUCAACAAACGGUAUAUACUAGCAGCGCGACUGAACGUUUCAGACAAGUCUUGCAUUUCCGGGAGGCAUUCCAAGCUCAUGAGUUUCCAGGGGGCUCCAUGACUCCCAGGCCACUCAAUUGGCUGUUAUUGGAAACUUGGCGUUUGUGCAUUGCCACCGAAGAGAUUCGCACAAAAUCCACAACAAGCGGUUCGUGACUGAUAUCUCGCAUCAACAACAAAGCUGUUUGGGAAGAAUCCUUCCUUGGAUCGCUUCAACAUACACACACCAAAAAAUACCGAUGAAUACCCCCAAAGAUGUACUUGACGCCCUAUCCUUAGCCGUGGCGCGGCUGGAGAUCUUAGUAAUGCCCAAUGGGGCGACUCCCACGUCAUGGUCGCACGUUAUUUGUGGUCAGGACGACAAGCAGGAAGGAACCCGUCAGACUCAGUUCAGGUCUCUGAAACGUCUUGAGAAGGACGCGAGGAAACUCGAACAGUUGGCUUCAAGGCUCUCGACUGCUGGCGCUACCCUUCGCAGGCGUUGGGCGUCAGCCACAAAUGUCAUCGCUCCAAUCAAUAAGCUUCCUGUCGAAACGCUUCUCCAGAUAUUUGAGCACACAAUUUUCCAGGAUGACGAUCUCGACAGCUCGAAGAGCCCAGACCCGGUCAUUCUGAGCCAUGUGUGCCAAAAAUGGCGAAAUAUCACAUUUACACAUCGCAAACUAUGGACCAGAAUCUGUGCCUCCAUGUCAUCUGUCCAGUUACUUGACCAUUGGGUUGCAAAGGCGGGUCAUAACUCUCUCCGAUUGAAAUUCCAUCUACCAAACUACGCGACUCCGAGGUGUGCUGAAAAUGGAAGCCUUUGGCUUGGACUCGAAGAGUUGCAAGUCCCAGUGUGCUCGGACAAUAUGGGAUUCCCAUCCAUCUUUGAACACCUUUGCCGUGGAAAGGAUGGGAUGCUUCCUUUCCUAAAAUCGCUCAACCUAUUCGGUGAACCCUUCUCCCGAAAUACGGCUGCGUUGGACGAGUACUCGAUCCCUUCGUUGACGGAUCUAUCCAUCUGUGCAGUUCAGAUCAUCUCUUUACCCGUUACGCAUAACCUUCGGCAUCUCAAUAUGUUCCACGUUGUCAUCGAUUCCUUCUUUUUCCGAGGCAUGUUAGCGGAGUGCCCGAGAUUGGAGUCGCUACACAUGUUUUUGGCGUAUAUGGAAGACGACUUUGAGGACGAUGCGUCUGAAACCCCCGUAUCUAUCGAAUUACCUUUUUUCCGGGAACUCAAAAUUAGCAACUGUGACCUCGAUGUCCUCCGGUUCAUUUUCCAAACUAUCAUUGCCCCGGAUCUUUGCGUCCUUUGGAUCAAUUCAGGCCGGUGGGAACAAGCGGUGAAUGAUCCGGAGGGGUUUGUUGUGGACAUGCUUCUGACCGGAAUGUCUCUUGCGGCCUUUAUGGCGAAAGUCCUCCCUACUUCCUUGCGCAUGGUAUAUAUCCGGGGGGCCGCUCAUGAAGUGGAACCCAUCCUUAGAAUGAUCAACCCAUGGGAACGAAACGUCCCUGAUAACGAAACCUUGCCAUUCUCUUCUUUGGAGCAUCUCAAAAUCGAGCUGGAUUGCCGCAGCGACGACUCCGGAUUGUUAAGUUUCAUCCAACUCAUUCGUUCACGUGUGCAGAGCCUUGUAUUUGCUAUGCACAGGGGUUCUCGACGAUUGGAACGCCUGGACAUAUCGGAACGAUUGGUUGAAGGCGACGAAGACCUCAAGACCUCGCUGAGAGGGCACGUUGGACAAUUUUCUUCUCUCAAUUGUCGAUGAUCCGUUUCCUUGCGAAGCUUAGAGUUCUGCAUUAUUAUUAAUGGAUUUUCAUGCAGUAGUGGCCGUUUGUACCAUAUUAGUGGAAGAGGGCGCAUACGUUUGUGGGUGGGAUCCAUCUGCUUACAUGGUGUCUGAAGAGUGUUAGCACCUAGCUAUCCAGUUGCCGAUCCUUUCGCACUCUCGGUGAACUUCAGGAGGGUCGGUGAAUGGAAGAAAACAGAAAUCAUGAUACAUAUCAGGCUCAAUGCUGACAGUCACCCAUUCUGAUGCGUCCCCUUUCCCUGAGGCCUCACGGCCCUUCCGAAGUCUAUCGGCCAGACACAUGUUUUCGUCGUAAAUUUCUCUAGGUAUCUCAAGGGAGCCAGGGGACAUGUAAGGAUUUCGCGAAAUCUCUCCGAGCGGAAUUGCGCGACCUCGGUAUCCUUUAAUACCAUA
Messenger RNA from Cantharellus anzutake, 2415 nucleotides. RefSeq lists its product as uncharacterized. NCBI's taxonomy places the organism in Eukaryota, Fungi, Basidiomycota, Agaricomycetes, Cantharellales, Hydnaceae. Gene Ontology annotation, molecular function: protein binding. The transcript is spliced from 3 exons. The record is from RefSeq and is a predicted model, not a curated record. The coding region runs from base 472 to 1980 and encodes 502 amino acids.